Molecule: messenger RNA, 1999 nt
Organism: Stomoxys calcitrans (stable fly)
Lineage: Eukaryota; Metazoa; Arthropoda; Insecta; Diptera; Muscidae
Product: glucose dehydrogenase [FAD, quinone]
Exons: 4
Coding region: 86-1945 (619 amino acids)
Molecular function (GO): flavin adenine dinucleotide binding; oxidoreductase activity, acting on CH-OH group of donors
Source: RefSeq, a predicted model, not a curated record
ACGGCUAUUUAAUACCCUUCCUACCAUACGCAGUGAACCUCUUAUAAUUUCCAGUUCGACAGGUUGCCGAUGGAAGCGUAUCAGUAUGCUCCAGCUCCAGUGGUUACAAUUGACUUUGGCAGUAGCGUUGGGGACGAUUAUCAAUGCUCAAGGAAUUGUUGAUUUGGUGCGUGAUAUCGAAACAUCAUUACUGAAUACUAGAUUGCCGGAUACAACGAACUUUUUGCCGGAAUAUGACUUUAUUAUUGUUGGCGCAGGUUCUGCAGGCUGUGUUUUAGCAAAUCGUCUCAGUGAGAUACGUAAUGCCACCGUUUUGCUGUUGGAAGCGGGGGACCAGGAAACUCUUUUAAGUGAUGUUCCCUUGACCGCCGCCCUAACGCAAGUUACACGUUACAACUGGGGCUACAAAAGUGAGCCCACGCCAAAUGCUUGCCAAGGUCUUGAAGGUGGCGUGUGCAAUUGGCCAAAGGGUAAGGGUGUUGGUGGCACAAGUCUAAUUAAUUUCAUGUUGUACUCACGUGGACAUCGCAAGGACUACGAUCACUGGUCAGAUUUAGGAAAUUCAGGAUGGAGUUACGAAGAAGUGUUGCCAUAUUUCAAGAAAUCCGAAAAUAUGCAAAUUGAUCAUUUGCGUCACUCUAAAUUCCAUGGCACCAAGGGGCCUCUCAACGUUGGCUACUCUGACUACAAAUCGAAAUUGCUGAAGGCCUUUCUAAAAUCAAGCUACGAUAUUGGCUACAACAUUACAGACCCCAAUGGAAAAGAUAUGCUGGGAUUCAGUAGAUCACAGGCAACUAUCCAACAUGGCCGGCGUUGUAGUACCAGCAAAGCCUUUAUCAAGCCUAUAAUGCAUAGGAGGAACCUCAAUAUAUCAAUGAAAACCUGGGUGACCAAAAUUGUUAUUAACGAUGCCACAGCCCCUAAUGUCAGACCAACGGCUGUCGGAGUAGAAUUUAUGAAAAAUCGAAGGCGGCACUUUGUCCGGGCCACAAAAGAAAUAAUCUUGUCUGCCGGUGCUAUUGCCUCCCCCCAGUUACUUAUGCUCUCAGGCAUAGGCCCCAAGGAAAAUCUGGAACAAUUUAACAUCACUGUAUUGAAGGAUCUCAAAGUUGGAUUCAAUCUUCAGGAUCAUAUCACAAUGAAUGGCUUAGUUUUUUCUGUAAAUGAGACUACGAUCAACGACCUCAGACUAUUGAAUCCCACGGAUAUAUUGCAUUAUUUACUGCAAGGAAGAGGUCCAUACACCGUGCCAGGAGGGGCAGAAGCAUUGGCAUUUCUAAGAACACCGGGAUCUUCCUUUGACUCCGAUUACUCCGAUAUGGAAAUUGUGCUGGGCGCUGGAUCCCUAAGUGGAGACUACAUGGGAACAAUGAGAAAUCUUAUAGGAAUACCUGAACCUUUUUAUCGGCAUGUAUUUGAAGGUUUGCAGAACAAGGAAACAUUUGGAUUGGUGCCUGUACUGUUGAGACCAAAAAGUAGGGGUCGAAUUUCUCUACGAAGCUCUAAUCCAUUUCAUUGGCCAAAAAUGGAGCCUAACUUUAUGGCAGAUCCAGACGAUAUUCGUGCAAUGAUAGAGGGAAUAAAAAUGGCUUUACAACUGACUAGAACAAAGGCAAUGCGAAAAAUCGGUACUGAGUUCAAUACAAAGCCAUUUUUAGGUUGUGAAGAAUAUCUGUUUGCCUCAGAUGAUUAUUGGAAAUGCAGCCUGCGCCUCUAUGGCACUAGCCUACAACACCAAUCGGGCACUUGCAAAAUGGGCCCCAUCGCAGAUGCUGAAGCCGUUGUAGACCCGCAGUUGAGAGUGCAUGGCGUUAAAAACUUGAGGGUGGUAGACGCAUCCAUUAUGCCAACAAUUCCAGCUGGUCAUACCAAUGCCAUUGUCAUUAUGAUUGCUGAAAAAGCUUCAGACAUGAUCAAAACCCGUUGGAGGGCCAAAGCCACUUAGCUACAAAACUACCAAAAUGAGCUACAUAUGCCUUUGUAGUGUCUACAUUUUAAG